This is a messenger RNA of Chrysochloris asiatica (Cape golden mole), 882 nucleotides long. RefSeq names its product UBX domain protein 2A (gene UBXN2A). Gene Ontology annotation, biological process: autophagosome assembly; membrane fusion; proteasome-mediated ubiquitin-dependent protein catabolic process. Gene Ontology annotation, molecular function: ubiquitin binding. NCBI's taxonomy places the organism in Eukaryota, Metazoa, Chordata, Mammalia, Afrosoricida, Chrysochloridae. The transcript has 6 exons. Bases 1 to 882 code for a protein of 293 amino acids. Gene Ontology annotation, cellular component: cytosol; nucleus. The record is from RefSeq and is a predicted model, not a curated record.
AUGGUGCAGAUAUCUGCAUUUUGCCUACUAAGAACCACAUCACAGAGAAGUUCAAUUUCUUGUGUUCUCCAAAGUCACAUAUCUACUGUAUUUAACUUCAAAGAGAACCUGAACUAUAGACACAUGGAGGUAAAAUCUCAGUUCAGGGUUUGUGCAUCAGGAUCUGACAACCCACCUGUUAGUGAUAGUAGACAAAAAAAUUGGGAAUAUUUUGUCGAUAGCCUAUUUGAGGAAGCUCAGAAGGUUGGUGCCCAAUGCUUGUCGCCCACUGAAAAGAAGAAAAAGGUAGAUAUAAAUAUAAAAUUAUGGAAAAAUGGAUUCACAGUCAAUGAUGAUUUCAGAAGUUAUUCUGAUGGUGCAAGUCAGCAGUUUCUGAACUCCAUCAAAAAGGGGGAAUUACCUUUAGAAUUAGAGGGGAUUUUUGAUAAAGAAGAGGUAGAUGUUAAAGUUGAAGAUAAGAAGAAUGAAGUAUUUGUGUCAACAAAGCCUGUCUUCCAGCCCUUCUCAGGACAGGGUCACAGAUUGGGAAGUGCCACACCAAAAAUUGUUUCCAAAGCUAAGAGUACUGAAGUUGAGAAUAAAAGCAAUUUGUCUGCUGUCCCAUUAAAUAGUUUGGAACCCAUCACUAACAUCCAAAUCUGGUUAGCCAAUGGGAAAAGGAUUGUCCAGAAAUUUAACAUUUCUCAUAGGGUAAGCCACAUCAAAGACUUCAUUGAAAAAUUCCAAGGAUCUCAGCAAAGCCCUCCCUUUUCUCUUGGAACCGCGCUUCCUUUCCUCAAAUUGCUAGAUGAAAACCUUACUCUGGAGGAAGCAGAUUUACAGAAUGCUGUCAUCAUUCAAAGACUCCAAAAAACAGCUGAGCCAUUCAGAGGACUUUCAUAG